AUGUCGCAGCUCGAUCCGCAGACGGUGGCGGUGCUGCGGCCCGCCAUCAUCCAGAUCCUCGAACAUGCUGACCUCUCGUCCAUCUCGGCCAAAAAGGUCCGCGUCGGCCUCUCGCAGCUGCCGCCGGGGAGGCUGCCACCCAACCUCGACCUCGCAGCGAGCAAAAAGCAGAUCGACGAAGUCAUCCGCGACUGCUUCGACCAGAUGUCGAAGAGUGUCGCACCCCCGCCACAGCCCGAGUCGAAGCCGCCCUCGGCACCGCCAUCCGGCGGCCUCGCGCUACCCGGUCUCGGCGGCGUCCGCGGCGGCCACACGACUCCCAGCAGCAGCCAGGGCGCCGCGCCCGCCGUCAAGAAGGAGGCCGCCGCAGCCCCGGCCGCCUCGACGGCCAACGGCACAAAGACAAAGGCGGCGCCCAAGGCAGCAGCCGAGCCAGCUGCCAAGCCGAAAAAGAAGGCGACAAAGAAGCGCGCGGCGAGCGAGGUGCUCGACGAGGAGGAGGCGGCCAAAAAGAAGCGCGCCGCAAACCCCAACAACCCCUUUAACCGGCCACUCAUCCUCGCGCCCAAGCUGGCAGAGGUCUGCGGCGGCAAUGAGAUGCCGCGGCACGCCGUCGUCAAGAACCUCUGGGUCUACAUCAAGGCCAACAACCUGCAGAACGAGAGCAACAAGCGGCAGAUCCUCUGCGACGCCAAGCUGACCGACAUCUUUGGCAAGAGCACCGUCGACUCCUUUGAGAUGGCCAAGCUGAUCGGCUCCCACCUCAGCAAGAAGGAAGACUGA
Pseudozyma flocculosa PF-1 is the source of this 783-nucleotide messenger RNA. RefSeq lists its product as uncharacterized. Gene Ontology annotation, cellular component: RNA polymerase I upstream activating factor complex; nucleus. The transcript is spliced from 4 exons. Bases 1 to 783 code for a protein of 260 amino acids. The record is from RefSeq and is a predicted model, not a curated record. Gene Ontology annotation, biological process: transcription initiation at RNA polymerase I promoter; nucleolar large rRNA transcription by RNA polymerase I. Gene Ontology annotation, molecular function: RNA polymerase I cis-regulatory region sequence-specific DNA binding. Lineage: Eukaryota; Fungi; Basidiomycota; Ustilaginomycetes; Ustilaginales; Ustilaginaceae.